Molecule: messenger RNA, 300 nt
Organism: Pogoniulus pusillus (Red-fronted tinkerbird)
Lineage: Eukaryota; Metazoa; Chordata; Aves; Piciformes; Lybiidae
Product: protein cornichon homolog 4-like
Exons: 1
Coding region: 19-300 (93 amino acids)
Biological process (GO): endoplasmic reticulum to Golgi vesicle-mediated transport
Cellular component (GO): COPII-coated ER to Golgi transport vesicle; endoplasmic reticulum membrane
Source: RefSeq, a predicted model, not a curated record
GGCAGCGGCCGCGGUGGGAUGGAGUCGGUGGUCUUCAUCUUCUCGCUGAUCGACUGCUGCGCCCUCAUCUUCCUCUCCGUCUACUUUAUAAUUACUCUCUCAGAUUUGGAAUGUGACUACAUUAAUGCUCGAUCCUGCUGCUCAAAACUCAAUAAAUGGGUGGUCCCUGAGGUGAUUGGCCAUGCUGUUGUCACUGUGUUAAUGCUUAUUUCAUUGCACUGGUUCAUCUUUCUCCUUAAUUUACCAGUAGCAAUGUGGAAUAUAUAUAUGUACGUUAUGGUGCCAAGUGGAAUCAGAUAG